UCUCUCUGACUGUGUAGCCAUGGGUUUCUUCGACCUGAACAUACCGUACCUCGAAUCCUCUCCAUCCGAUAAGACGGCAUUCAAAGCCACGCGAACGAAGCUCGUGAUAAAGGCCAUGGAGCUGGGCUACACCGGAAUCGCCUACAACCGUACGAUCAAGGGCGUGAUGUCCGAUCACGACCGUUGCUCCAUCUCCCUCCUCACUCUCUCGUCUCUCCUCAAGCUCGCGCCCUCUCUCUCCUCCUCCGUCAAUCUCCACCGCGACCUACUCGGCGUCCCACUUGCCUCCCCCUUCCGCCAGUACACGCGCCUCACCGUAUGCGCCGAGGGCCCCUCUCAGGCCCAGGCCCUAAACUCCGGGAACCCUAUUUUGAAGACCUACGACUUGGUUGCUGUUCGGCCCUUGAACCAGACCGUCUUCGAUCAGGCCUGUGAGAAACUGGAGGUAGAUAUAAUCGCGAUUGAUUUCUCAGAGAGGCUGCCUUUCCGAUUGAAGCUGCCUAUGGUCAAGGCCGCUAUUAAGCGUGGAGUUUAUUUCGAGCUCACAUAUUCCGAUCUUAUCGUAGAUGUCCAAACUAGGAGGCAAAUGAUAUCCAAUGCUAAGUUACUGGUGGAUUGGACUCGAGGAAAAAAUCUCAUUUUCUCGAGUGGUGCCCCUUCUGUAAAUGAACUUAGAGGGCCAUAUGACGUUGCAAAUUUAUCGUUAUUGCUUGGGCUCUCCAUGGAACGAGCUAAAGUGGCUAUUUCCAGAAAUUGUAGGACUCUUGUAGCUAAUGCUUUAAGGAAAAAACAGUUUCACAAGGAGGCCAUUAGAGUUGAAGUAAUACCAUCAGGUGUAUCAUUAGACUCCAACAAACCUUUGUCUGGUGAUUGGUUUAAAUGGGAUCCCAUCUCUAGUGGUGAAGGUGAUUUGCUAUUAGAGGACAUGGCAAAGUCUUUCUCCGCCUCCAGUAAAGUAUCAAAAUCUGUGAAAGCCCUAGAUUUUGCUUCAGUUAUUGACAGCAUGCCAUCAUAUGGUUUUCAAGUCAAGGCUUUGAUAUCUCAAACUGAGACUGUGCCCCAACCUCCAGAUUAUGGGAAAGACUUUUUGUCUGCUGCUGAAGUAGUUGAGAUAUCUGCUGCAGCCAGUGGACUGCCUGAACAGUCAGGCAAACUUGAUCUUUUUCCAGAACCAGAUCAAACUUCAUCACAUGAUUUUUCAUUAAUACAUCAAACCUCUGGCUGUGAAAAUUAUCAGAAUUUAUAUUCAGCAAGUGAUACUACAAAAGCUUUAACAAACUCUGAGGAAAUUAGAACUCCUACAUCCACCUCUAACGAGGAAAAAGAGAAUCCAAAUGGGUCAGAUGUGAAUCUUUCCUUGAGUGUAGCAGAAAAGCAUGAUUUACAAUUACAAAUAUGUGUCGCUAAUUCUGAAUCACAUAUUGUUCCGGAAAAUGAAAAUUGCACGUUUCAUGCAUCAACGAAGGGCUUGGAGUUAGAUGCUCCUUGUGAUGCUGAUGCUAAAAGACAACUUCCUACACUGCCCGAGGAUAUAGUUCUUCUUUCUCCUACGAACGAAGAGUCUAAGAGUACAAAAAGUUCUAAUGUAGUCUUAGGUUUUGAUAUGGAGGGGGUGUUAAUGGAGGUAGAUAUGAAAAAUCAAGAAAAUACAUCUUUGGCCUUAAAUGAUGUGUCUUUACAUGAGCAGUUUCCAGAGGGAGAACAAUAUAGGGAACCUGGGAAUGAUGCGGCUAUACUCACUGAUCACCUUCCAAUCCCAGAGUCUUUUAUUGAUAUGACAAUUACAGAUGAUGCUUCAGUUACAAAUCGUGAGUUGGCAGAGGUGACAAUGGAAGAGCAAAGGCAUGGAGAAGCUGAUGCUGAAGUUCAUCAUCCAACCUUCGUUCAAUCUAUUUCAGGGAAAUCAAGACCAAAAUGGAGAGCAUCUAAUCGAGCAUGUUUAUUUCCUUUCAAGCCAUUGUUGAAUCCUAUGGCUUUCAAGAAAAAAUCUAAGAAAAUCAAAAGCUGGGUCAAGAUGCUGUAGCUGUAAAGUGAUUUUUGUUUUUUUUUUAGUAAUGCUAUUAUAUAUACAACUCUUUUACAACUUUUAACAUGUGUCCGCAUGUGAUUGGAGCAAAAAAUUGUAAGCAUCUAACACUCGAUCACUCUUUAAUCACAUGGUGACAAAUGUCAAAAGUUGUAAAAAAAGUAUAAGAGUGUAUGUCUAGUAAUUUUUUUUUUUCUCUCUAAUUAUUCCCAUUGAUCAGCUAUUUAGAAUUGAGUGCAGUCCAGUACGGACUUUUUCUUUGCAUCAUUUGUAACCACUCAUUUGAAUGGUGGUAAAAUUUUGUCAUCUAUCUUUUAUUUAUAUCCAAAUUUUAGCCAUGAUUUUAAAGGAGAAUGGAAGUAGUGAAAUGUC
Messenger RNA from Corylus avellana, 2398 nucleotides. Its product is annotated as protein GAMETOPHYTE DEFECTIVE 1. Gene Ontology annotation, molecular function: RNA binding. The record is from RefSeq and is a predicted model, not a curated record. Lineage: Eukaryota; Viridiplantae; Streptophyta; Magnoliopsida; Fagales; Betulaceae. Gene Ontology annotation, biological process: tRNA processing. Gene Ontology annotation, cellular component: nucleolar ribonuclease P complex.